AUGAACCCCGAGGGCGACAGGCCCCAGCGCAAACGCCCGGCCAACCUCAAGGACUUCCCGAAGGGCCCGGACGGCAAACCACUGGGCCCCCAGACCCCCGGCGAUGAACCUACUUCGCCCUGGGCGGGCUUUCCCCUCAAGGACGACUACCCGCAGGUGGAAGACCCGUCGGACCCCACCCGCACGGUGUCCACCAAGCAGGCGAACCGCCCCUUCCUUGCCUACGCGCAGUACCGUGCUGAACGCGAGAAGUUGCAUGCGGACUGGCUGCAGCGCAAAAAGGAACGCGACGAGAAGCUCGCGCGCGGGGAGGAGGUGGGGCCCGAGGAGCCUGACCCAACCGAGGAGCGGGAGGUGGGCUGCCUCGGGCUGCUCAAGUUCAUUCUCUACGCGACCCUGUUCGUCGUGCUCGCAGGCAAGUUCUUCACCGGCAGCUUCCUGUGGGAGAUGGAGCUCCCGAGCGUCUCCCAAUUCAUGCCGAGUGGCCAGCGGCUUUUCUCGGAGAAGUUCCUCGCGCAGUUCGACGGAACGGACGCCGACCGCCCCGUGUACAUCGCUAUCGACGGGGACGUCUACGACGUGAGCAGCAACCGUGCCACCUACGGCCCUGGGGGCUCUUAUCAUAUGAUGGCUGGCAGAGAUGCCGCGCGUGCAUUUGGAACCGGGUGCUUCAAGACGCACCUCACGCAUGACCUCCGCGGCCUAAGCGAGAGCGAAAUGAAGGGCGUCGAGCACUGGAAGAAGUUCUUCGGCGAGUCGAAGAAGUACUCCAAGGUGGGCCGGGUGUCGCACCCCCCGAUCGACCCUGCGAGCGACUACCCGGAACAUUGCGAUCCGAAGAAGGCCCAAGCGGCGCUGGAUCGCGAACGCAAGGCGAAGGAGGAGGCCGCGGGCGCAAAGGACGCGAAGCGCGAGGAGCUCUGA
This is a messenger RNA of Trametes versicolor FP-101664 SS1, 924 nucleotides long. RefSeq names its product cytochrome b5. Lineage: Eukaryota; Fungi; Basidiomycota; Agaricomycetes; Polyporales; Polyporaceae. The record is from RefSeq and is a predicted model, not a curated record. Bases 1 to 924 code for a protein of 307 amino acids. Gene Ontology annotation, cellular component: endomembrane system; membrane. The transcript is spliced from 6 exons.